AUGGACUACAGAGGCGGAAACCGCGGUGGAUUCAGGCGUUUGUCGCCGAAUCGAGGACGGGGCUCACCAACGCGUCUGCCGCAUGGUGGCACUCCAUCGGGAUCAAGCGCGCCGCACGAUGUUUCGAGUAGCCAUGGGGGGUCGACAGGGUCGAGAGGCACGCUACCGACGCGUUUGUCGCGCGGUGUCAUGUCUCGAGGCUCGAAUUCGCGUCCAAGAGGAGGACCGUCUCGUCUGCCGAGCGGUCUCUCCGCAUCCGUCGCUGACCUCGCGUCCGACGACAAUGGAGAUAGUGUAUCGCACAUUCUCAUACCUCAGGUAAAGCUUUCGGAAUCCGAGAAGGCAACUCUCACAACCACCCCUCAUUUCCAUGGUGUUGUCCGUAACGACACCGGCAUCUUUGUCGUCUUCAACGCCAACCGCAAGGCGUUGUCGGAAAUCACCCCCCGCAAUGGCCAAGGUCCCGUUCUCCACACAAUGUCUUGGAUCCCUCCUCGGCGGAUUCAUCUCAUGUGCAGUCCUCAGCAUCGCAUACUCGAUGGAGAUCUCCUGGGAAUCCUGAAUGUCUCAGAGCGCCACCUUACGAUGCGGAAGCUCCAGUCCGACACGGCAGCUUGUUGGGUCCUCCGUGAGGACAUCGCUCUUCGGUGGGCCAGUCUGGAGGGGUUCUUGGACAAACUCGCAUGGUCUCUGCAGGAUCACAUGGCAGGACUUCAUUCUCGGCCGGAAUCUGGGACUAUGCAAAGUCGGCCCAUUUCAUAUCACUACACGCAAUCCUUCUCGUCAGAAGCCGACCUGUUCCGAGCAGUCUUCUCCGCCCAAGAUGCCUUUGUGCGUCUGUUCAGUGCUAUCACACUGUAUUUCCUAAUUCUGGACGCCUCUCCCCAACGCGAAACCUGGCGCACAGGAGUGAUGGUCAGCCUCGACCUCCCGAAUCACUUGAUGGAUGCCGUAGAAACAGUAGUCGAACGUUUCCUGCGCCAUCCGGCAGGGAUCAUCUUGGACCUCACGCUGAAUGAUGCCUCGGCGCUCGACUGGUUGUUUAAGCUUCUCAUCAGGAACUCAUCGCCCAUCCAUCCACCGAUCUACUUCUUCCUGGGUGAAGGUCUCAGUGCCGUCAGUCACGCGAGCCAUCUUGAACGCUAUCCCUCGAUGGAGAAGAUCCGUCUGCACGUGCAGGAGACGAUUCACGCACUGAAUCAGCUCACAUUGCAGAGUGUUGCGUGUGAAGAGUACGUCUUCGUGCAGUCGAAUAUGCGUUUAUGGGGAACGUUUUCCAAUCCCGAGUACUACGCUCAUUUGGACACCCAGGAACGCCAAUUCCCACCUGUCGAGCCCCACAGCGGUCAACACGCAGGCCAAAGCUAUAUCGAUUUCUUUGCUCGCCGAAAGGAGGCGAACGAUCGCAGAGAGCAGGUUGAAACUCCUGCGCAGAGAAACAGGCGGCUGCAGCGCGAGAAGAAUGCUGAGAAGAAAGCCGCUCCUGGCAAGCAAGGGGCGCGGGUGUUCAAAUGGGAUCAAGUCGACAACUUCUGGGUCCGUCGCUCGAUCACACGUGUGGAGGCGGAGGAUGAAUGGGAAGACUUUGCCGAUUCCCAGAUGGUGUACGACUCGCAUCAGAACGAGUGGGAUUUGUGCAAGGCACUAGAUCCCCAUGCGCUGCCUCAAUAUUCCGACGACGGAUGGGACAGCGAUGACUCCCUGCCGUGCAUGCGCCCAUACCCUCCGCCGUCAGGUCCCUCCCAGGCAGUUCUUUCGCAAUCAGGUCCUGCGCAGCAGCCGCCUGACUUCAGUGACGACUACGAUGCCAAUCUGCCUCAAGACCUUUCCGCAGAAGUUCGGUCAGCGCUGAACAACAUAGAUGCUGUCCUUGCGCAUUUCGCAAGCUAUCACGCGGAAAGCAGCAUGGAAGACAGCUCUUGGAUGACACCGGCGGUUGACCCCGCCGACAAGCAUCCCGCUCGAGCGAUCCUCGAAUACCGGGUUGGGCUUGUCGACGACCGAGAGAAGUCUUUCCCCGAGGCGCUUAUGGCGAAAUCCACCGUCGCGGCCUACUUCUUAGGAAACGGAACAUCUUCUACACCUUCUUGGAUAAGUGAUGCGGCCAGGGCGCUGCUGAAGGCGCUGGACAAAGGCAAGACUCUCGCCGAUAUGCCACCGGAGCUUUUCGACCUCCACAAUCCCGAGCUCGUGGACGCCAUGUGCAAGGAGUGCGGCGUCAUCAUCUCGCUGCUGGAAGGGAUAUCCCAGGUGGCCUACCGUUCAACCGGGUACAACAUUGUACCGAAAUCGGCAGACCCACUCAAGCGUGAGCUGCUGCUCUUCAAUGCCACCACGGUCAUGCACAUUUUCCGCCGCCAUUUUAAGACAUGGUCCGAGCUCAUCGAGCUACUCCAUGAUCUAGGCGCUCCAUUCGAAAUCUGUGUUUCAGCACCUACGUUCGGUGCCUCAUCCUAUAACGCCGAUCUUUACCGGUUCGCUGGUCUGGGAGUUCGCCCGCAGGGGUAUAUCCCCAGUCCGCAAGAUCUUCUUGCGUACUGGGAUCUUGCUCGGCGCUUCCUCCUCUCGCCGCGUGGACGUCUUGCCCUCCAGGCUGGAGGUGUCAUUGCGCACUGUUUGAAUCGCAACGCACCCAGCGGCCACCAGGAGAAACGUGUGUCCUGGUGGCCUCAACCUGGCACGUUCUUCACCUCGGGAUUGAAUGUCGGUUGGUGGACGCCAGACUGCGAGCAGUGGUUCCAAUCAGUUCUGAAGCAGAUGCGGGAGAACAAAGCCGUAGUCCUCAACAACGGUGACUGGAAGGCAAGGAUCCGUGGCUACAGUGCUGCUGGGCGGAUGGCCAAGAACCUCGAGGCCGUGCAUAAAGAAUUUCUUGUCAACUUCCACUGA
Molecule: messenger RNA, 2889 nt
Organism: Mycena citricolor
Lineage: Eukaryota; Fungi; Basidiomycota; Agaricomycetes; Agaricales; Mycenaceae
Source: the annotation of a GenBank genome assembly